GACUCGGCGGUCGUUUAUCCCUAGUCUGUUCCUUCCUUUUCUCCUUUUUCGCAGCAUUUUUCCUCCUCGCGGCCAGAACACCGCGCGCGAUAUCUCGUCGUAUGCGCGCAGAGAGGGAAAGUUCUCUACAGUAUCUGCAGUGGUACCGGACAGUCGCGGUCAACAGGAUCGUGAGAUUCGGACGCUCGCGCGAAGUGCCGCAAGGUGAACGAGUCGUGUAUAGUGCACAAUAUGUGAUGGUCCCCUAUAUUGGGUAAUUUUUUUUGACGUCGCAAAAAAUAUUGCGUAUUAUAUAUAUCCACCGGGGAUCGAGAUUCUUUUGAUUCGGCAUAUACUGUUGCCAUUGACGUGAUAUCGCGAUUUACACGAUAGUGUUUCAAGGACAGAGUUGGUACCGGUUGCCGAAAGGUGCCCGUGUCGCGUACGAUAUGCAUAUCUCCAUACGUGCGAUAAGUGUGAUUUCCAAAAUCGUGGUGCUAAAAUCGGCGGCGUGUGCAACGAACGGUUAAUCAGAUAUCGAGGCGGCUGUUGCAUGCGCGUCGAUCGGAGAACAGGAUCAAACAGCGGCCGAGCAAGGAAGGGUAGAAGGAUUUGCACGGCGCGAUUCGCGUGACUUCGAGAAGAAGAUCGGUCUCUCCGGUGCGCGAUCACGAAAAUCGGUUUUCCGUGACGCGCGUUUAACGGGAACGCAGAGUGCGCAUAGAGCCGCAGGAAGUGCUCCAGUUUUGUUGAGAUUUGCAACGCGCGCGCGCGCGCGCGAGCGGGCGCGCGAGUGCUCGGAGAAAGGCGCAGAGUCCGACGAUUAGGCGGAAAUUCCGGUUAGAUUCCUUCGAGCUCUUGUGGAACCGGGCGGUAGAAUUCCCGUGAAAGCGAGCAAGUGAAGAGAGCACAAAGUGCGCCAAGUAGAGUGCCGCCGCGUUCGCGGCAGAUUUGUUUCCAAGGGAGAUUUCAACGCGUGUGUAAGGCGGAUUCACCGGAUAUCGAUUCGCGCCUACUCGUAGGGAAAUGCCUGCGUUGAAGCUCUUUGGGCGAAAAUGGUUGGCCGCAACCGACGACCUUGUGUAUCCAGGCUUGUUCGAAUUAUUUAUUCGUAUUGUAUGGUUGAUUCUUAUAGGGAUCGCCUGCGUAAGGUAUUACGACGAUACGUGGAAUUGUCGGUUGGGAGGUGAAUUAGUGCGCGUGUAUCUUCUCGGCGAAGCGGUCAUGCUCAGCAUCGUCACGCUCUUGAUACUCGUUAUCAUUAGGCAUAGCGCGAGAGGGACUAUCAUGGAUACGCAUGCCCGACGAUACGUCGAACCGCUUCUAAUAAUCAAGAUAUCUAUGCUGCUACCGGAAAUCGGAUGGAAUGUCCUAGGCACCAUGUGGAUUUUCGGACAAAGCGUAGAAUGCAAUCAUGCAUCCUAUUCCAUUACCGUCGUUGAAGCCCUGGUGUUCUUCGACUGGAUCCUGAUCGGUCUCAGCAUUUUCGGUCUCGCUCUGGUGUUCGACCCGAUCGGUUCCCUGGAGAGACGACAGUUGGAGAGUUCCGUGGAGCACGGCAAGAUCUCGCGCAUCUGGCUACGCAGAUUCAAAUUCCUGUGGUGGAUGCGCAAGGACGAGAGCGCGAGCGAGACCUUUCAACAUGUCGCUGGUCUUUUAAGUGCAUUAUUCCGCGGUACCAAUUUGGUCCCUUCGGACGUAAUAGCGGGAUGCAUCUUACUGAGAGUCCGACAGAAACGAGAAACUCAUGAAUUGCGAAAGUUAAACCUAAUCACGCGCCCAAAAUAUACUUCAGACAGCAGCGCGAUCUUUUCGGACACACCUAGUUGGAUGUCCUUGGAAGCUGCUCAUCACUACCUGCAAUUAUCGAUCGCUUCUUACGGCUGGCUCUUUGUAAUAUAUCAGCAUCUAUGUACUGGAUGUUUUCGUUUAAUACGGGGCAUGACGUGCUGCGCUUGUUUCCGACGAAAGCGUAACAUUAUUCUAGAUGAUAAUUGUUGUCUCUGUUAUCUUUCUGGCAUUAAAUAUCUAUCGAAGCUGCCCGAGGAGGAUAUUUUAUUCGCUUCUCUAAAGAAUCAUUUAUGCGAAAUACCGUUCUGCGUAAUUGCGGAUCACAAAACUGCUAGUAUCGUCAUAACUAUACGAGGAUCGUUAUCCUUGCGAGAUUUAAUCACUGAUAUUGCAGCUGCGUCCGAUACAUUCGAAUGUCCUGGCGUUCCUCCAGAUAGCACAGCACAUAAAGGCAUGAUAAUAGGAGUGAAAGUAAUCAUGAAGCAAUUGGAAAACUAUAAAGUUCUGGAAAGAGCGUUUGCCACAUAUCCCAAUUACAAUCUAACAAUCACAGGUCAUAGUUUAGGAGCCGGUUUAGCGAUUCUUUUGGGAUUAUUGAUACGUCCCCGUUAUCCGGAUUUGAGAGUCUAUGCUUUUGCUACGCCUGCUGGGCUACUUAGCAGAGAUGCUGCCAGGAUCACGGAAGAGUUUGCGUUGACCAUUGGACUCGGUGAUGAUCUUGUAAUGAGACUCAGCGUGGACAGUAUAGAAAAUUUAAGGACUUCAUUAUUGACAACUCUUCGGGCUUGUCGAUUACCUAAGUACAGAGUGGUUCUGAAUGGAUUUGGAUACGCUUUGUUUGGAGUUCCUGAGAAUGAUUUGAGUAAAACGUGGACCAACUAUAAUAUAAUUAGCACAAUUCCGGGCCAAUCACCUUUACUUGCCAAGUCUAGUGACGCGGAUAAUAAAAAUAUAGAACGUGACAUAACGAAAAGAAGAUAUUCGAAAGAACAAUUGUUUAAUGCUGGCCGUAUUCUUCAUAUAACAAGAUGCAAGCUAGAAAAACGGAGAGAAAGAGGUGCAUUCAAGAAACAGCUCGCGAAAGAAAGGAAAUACGAGAUGCGAUGGGCGCAAGCAGAAGAAUUUACGAAAUUAUCAGUGAUGCCACGUAUGCUUCUAGACCAUCUGCCAGAAAACAUAGAACUGGCAUUAGCCACGUUAUUGGAGCAACAAAAUGAUAUACCCUUUUACUUCGAUCCUUAGUAUAAUCUA
Messenger RNA from Nylanderia fulva, 3021 nucleotides. Lineage: Eukaryota; Metazoa; Arthropoda; Insecta; Hymenoptera; Formicidae. The record is from RefSeq and is a predicted model, not a curated record.